CAAGGAGUCAGAACUUCGGCAUUUAUAUUGUUCAUUUAUUCGGGAUGUUGGCAUCAGGCUGAAACUACCUCAGAUGACUCUAGCGACAGCAAUAAUGUUUUGCCACCGCUUCUAUAUACACCAGUCCCUUGCCAAAAAUGGAUGGCAGGUGAGAAACUCUGUUUUAUUGUGGCAGUGAUGGUCGAUGCUGUCUUUGAAAAGCAAGAAGAGUGCAGAGUUUCUUUGCCAAGCAUUUGUUGGAAUGAUCAACAAUCUAUUCUCCGUUUCCUACUUAACAUUGCAAAAUAUCCUUCAAAUAAUUUAAAGUAUUUGACCGUGUAAUGCCAUUAGCAUUUAAUUUUUUGAUUACUUGCUAAUUGCUAAUUCAUUGUGAUGCUACUCUACCUCAAGUUCACACAGUGAUUUGGACAUUUCCAAAGAAUCUACUUAGCUACAAUGUUACAGAAAUAUGUUUUAGACCUUUGAUGAAGUUCUAAUCCCCUUCUCUAAUACUAAACAGUUUUGAGGUAGUUAGAGUUGUUUUCUGUUUACCUGGGAAGUUUGGCAGAUCACCGGUACAAUACGAUUGUGCUUGUACUUUGUCAUAACUGGGCAAGUGCAUUCAGAAUUUUCCUAUUGAAGUUGCUUAACCCCGACCAGCCAACUGGGUUGCAACUUACUGUUACAACUUAAAAAAGUUUGACAUACAUUGACGGAUCAUCUUGUGAAAUUACGAAUUCUCCAACAGUUGCAGCUGUAUGUGUAUUUCUGGCAUCGAAAGCUGAAGAUACUCCUUGCCCCCUGGACCAUGUUGUUAGAGUAGCCUAUGAGACAAUGUAUAGGCGGGACACUGCUGCAGCUCAAAGGAUCCGCCAGAAGGAUGUUUUUGAGAAGCAGAAAGCACUAAUUUUGAUCGGAGAGAGAUUGGUUCUUACAACUAUUCGAUUUGAUUUCAACAUUCAGCAUCCUUAUAGACCACUUUUUGAUGCUAUGAGAAAUCUUGGCAUCAAUCAGAAGGAAGUGAAACAAGUAGCAUGGAACUUUGUGAAUGAUUGGCUUAAAACAACACUGUGCCUACAGUAUAAACCACAGUAUAUUGCUGCUGGAUCUCUUUACCUGGCGGCAAAGCUUCACAAUAUCAAGCUUCCGUUACAUGGAGCGCAUGUCUGGUGGCACCAAUUUGAUGUUGCACCAAAGCCUCUGGAAGCUGUCAUUCAGCAAAUGAUGGAGCAUGCUGCUGUGAAAAAACUGAUGCCUGCUCGUCCCAGUCCAGUUAAGCAAAAGGAAGUUCCAUGUGAAGCUAAACUGCACAUAUCUAACAGCCCGGACUCUGUGUUGAAUCAAUCAAGCUUGUUAAUAAGCAGCUCAAGUCCUGAUAUUGGCGAGCCCAGUGACCCAAUGCAGCUGGAUUCCUGUCAAUACUUGAUAAGCAGUCAUACAAUUGAUGGUAGGGUCUCAGGUCCGGACAGCAGUUCGUUGAGUGUAAGGGCUUAUAUAAAUGUUUCUAGGGAAGUACAUGAUGAAGAGAGCUUGGAUCAGGCCUCACUAACCAAACAUGACGAUGGGAUGAUGUCACAUAGUAAUCAGACAUCAUUAGAUGCAAUUGCAGCCACUGAGGGCAGUGCUGAAUGUAUGAAGCAGGAUGUAAGCCAUGGCACAGUCAAUGGCAAAAACUUGAACCAGGCAUCAAGAAAUUGGCAUGGUGGUAAUGUGCACCCAUUACCUGUGGUGAUAUCACUGGAUGCCAAGGUGGGCCAAGAAAGCACUUGGUGUGUCGAACCAUUAAUUGGAAGCUCUAAUCAUUGUACUGACAGUCUCAUUGUGGAUAGCUUGUGCACUGAUCAGAGAUUGGCUGAUGCUGCUCCAGGCCCCAUUAACGAUGCACCAUCCGCAUCGCCAGUUGUGGUGGAGGCUGAUCCUUUGAGGGCAGAACUUAAAAAGGUUGAUGUUGCCAGAAUAAAGGAUUUAUUGUCGAAGAGGAAGAGGCAGAGAGAGAUCCAAGAGCGAGCCAUUGGUUCAGACGACCUCAGUGAAGAAGCCUGGAUUGAGAGAGAGCUUGAGUCUGGGAUUGUUAUAAAACAAGAAGCUGCUGCCUCAGACGGGCUGAGUGAUGAAGCCUGGAUCGAGAGGGAGCUCGAAGCAGGGAUUGUGGUCGGACCAAGAAACAAGCAGGCAAUCACUUUAGAUGGUUUGAGUGAAGAUGAUUGGAUCGAGAGAGAGCUCGAGUCUGGGAUUAUUGUUGAGCCAGCGUCUGCCAGCAAGAAACAGAAGCUAGAAUCAAGCUGCUGCUAGCUCCUCCUGAGCUGCUGCACUCAGAGGAUGCUUUCCGAGCAGGUGAAUAAUGACAGAUGGAGUCAGCGGAUAGAUGUCACAUCUCUUUGUUAUUUGUUUAACGAGACUCCUCGAGUGCUUUUAACUCGAGGGGUAUGUGCACAGUGGGAUAUUCCCAAUUUCUUGAAUUCAGAAUGGCAUCAUAUCCACCGUCUUGGUUCUUUUUGUUGUGUGUAAAUCCAGCAUGACCAAAGUUAUUAUUAGAUUAUAGUUGUAACUGUAGCAGGGAAUUAUCUGUUGUUAAACCCAACUAGAAAUUGAUUCUUCAGUGUGACUGUAACAAAUGAAUUUUUUUCGAGUGUAGAUGUUAACAAAAGGAAAACAGCACUUGAAAAGUGUAAGUGUUUAUAAAUUGAAGAUGAGUAUAUUCUAUA
Molecule: messenger RNA, 2684 nt
Organism: Panicum hallii
Lineage: Eukaryota; Viridiplantae; Streptophyta; Magnoliopsida; Poales; Poaceae
Product: cyclin-T1-2-like
Exons: 6
Coding region: 814-2271 (485 amino acids)
Biological process (GO): positive regulation of DNA-templated transcription, elongation; regulation of transcription by RNA polymerase II
Cellular component (GO): nucleus; cyclin/CDK positive transcription elongation factor complex
Molecular function (GO): cyclin-dependent protein serine/threonine kinase activator activity
Source: RefSeq, a predicted model, not a curated record